Molecule: messenger RNA, 1873 nt
Organism: Biomphalaria glabrata
Lineage: Eukaryota; Metazoa; Mollusca; Gastropoda; Planorbidae
Product: zwei Ig domain protein zig-8-like
Exons: 11
Coding region: 895-1857 (320 amino acids)
Biological process (GO): synapse organization
Cellular component (GO): neuron projection membrane
Source: RefSeq, a predicted model, not a curated record
GAGGCGCAGACAGUGCUUUUACCGCUGGGUAUUUUCUCACUAGAUUUGAGAUUUUGUAGGCUCAUUUAAGGAAUAACAAGUAUUUCAUACUAUUUUUUUAACAUUAAAAAAAAAACUUGAAAGAAAAAAGUUUCUUACAAAAUGGGCGUUAUUUUCUGAAAUUCUUUCACUAAAAUUUUGGGCCAAUUCAUUUAGCCUACAUAACAAUCAAGGUUAAAAACGAAAUGUCUGGGUAUUUUUGUCACAGAAAUUCCUACAGUUUGGGUUUUGUUUAAAUUUUCACCCAUAUUUCUGUGAGCUCGAUCGUCGGCUAGUGUUGGAGAAAAGUCAAAGUAAGCCCGCCUUGACAUUUCGAAGUUACAGCUUCUUGUGUUCCAUUUCUUGGUGGAGGAGUUCUCAUUGUUCUUUCAUUCACUUCAAACAAAUAAAUGUUCACCUUGUAAAGUUAAGCACGCUUUCUUGAAGAUAUAAGGAUCCCAUUGCUUGAGAAUGGUGUUUUGACAUAGACACGGGUGCAGACAAGCUAAACUGGUAUGUCGAUGUGUUACUUCUUCUGUUCCAAUGUCUUCAAACUUUGGUUGUCAACCAUGUAACAUGUGCAAUGAGUAUAGCCAAAGGUUCAUUACCUGACACGUCUGGGAUUAUUGUGCCAAUUUUAGCAUCCUUUAUGUUCUUUAUAGAUUUUUCAACUGUUAUCUUCAAGCCUUGAACACAUUAAGAAACUAUCUAGCCUUGAACUAGUCUUCAUUUUAUUUCUGGAAUGAGUCUGUAAGCUCGGACUUGUGUGAUUCAGACGAUAGUCUAGGGUUCGUACUCUGCCUGCUAAUGUCACCUGCCGUCCUGCCGGAUGUUUAAGAUGUCAGUAGAGCCAGACCUCUGGUCACUCUGCCCUCGAUGAUGGAUGUCUCAGACAGUGUGACCUACGACGAAGGGGAAAUGGCGGUGCUCUUCUGUUCAGUGGACAAUCUAGGUGAUCACACAGUAGUGUGGCGUAAACUGCCUCAGUCUGCUCCACUGACCAUUGGCUCUAAAUCUUGGACCAGAGAUAAAAGGAUUCACUCCGAGCACGUGCCCAACAGCUCCCAGUGGAAUCUGGUCGUUGAAAACGUCACUGUGUCAGAUGCAGGUCAAUACGAAUGUCAUGUCAGUAAACGAAAGUCACAACUUAGACAUCGGGUGUCUUUAAUAGUGAAAGCUAAACCAGUGCCACAACUCCCACAGAUCUUCUCUUCAGGUAUUGAGAUUGGCGGAGAAAAUCUGUUGAGGUCAGGUGAGACACUUCAACUUACCUGCAACGCAACUUUGGUAGACGUGAGUAGUGAACGGAUAACUUGGCUCAAAGAUAAUAUUGUUUUAAAUCUGUGGCAAGUACUCAAGGAAAGGAAUACCAAAGGAAAUGGCAAGCCAUUACUGGCUGAGAAGGAUGAGCGAUUCAGUAUUUACACCACCAUGACAGUGAAUAGCCAGGGGAUGGGGUCAAUCAGCAGCAAGCUGGACAUCAAGGACGUCCGAGUCGGGGAUUCCGGUGUUUACCUCUGCAGGUCCACUGAGAGGGCGCAGAUGGCAGGGGUGAAGGUGGAAGUACAAGGCUCUCCAAGUAUGAAGAGAGCUGACAAAACUCAUUGGACGCACACAAUUAAUCACCAAGACUCCGACAAACUGGACAAAAAUUAUUACACAAAUAAAGAUAAAAUCAAUAGAGAAGAAACGCUCCGCGAGCGUUCAACCAAUCAAAAUCAACGUAACACUGCCAGCUUCCUCCAGUGUAACCAAUUGAACUUUACUUUACUUUUUUGUCUUCUGCUCGGCACAUUUUUGUACAGAAGUGAACACAGAAUCUUCAUCAAUCUUGAUUAAAUAACAUUUCCUACUU